Phodopus roborovskii (desert hamster) is the source of this 5231-nucleotide messenger RNA. RefSeq names its product HLF transcription factor, PAR bZIP family member (gene Hlf). Gene Ontology annotation, molecular function: DNA-binding transcription factor activity, RNA polymerase II-specific; RNA polymerase II cis-regulatory region sequence-specific DNA binding. The transcript has 4 exons. The record is from RefSeq and is a predicted model, not a curated record. Bases 135 to 1025 code for a protein of 296 amino acids. Gene Ontology annotation, biological process: regulation of transcription by RNA polymerase II. Gene Ontology annotation, cellular component: nucleus. NCBI's taxonomy places the organism in Eukaryota, Metazoa, Chordata, Mammalia, Rodentia, Cricetidae.
AAUUUUUUUUUCUUCCCUGCCUGCAACUGUUUUGAGAGCGAGUACUUUUGGUUGGCAAAGGACGGAGGGGGAAAAACUCAUCAACAUUUUGGGGCGGCGAUUGGCCUUUUUAAAAGACAAUUGAGUGCAUCACGAUGGAGAAAAUGUCCCGACAGCUCCCCCUGAACCCCACCUUUAUCCCGCCUCCCUACGGCGUGCUCAGGUCCCUGCUGGAGAACCCGCUGAAGCUCCCCCUUCAUCCUGAAGACGCAUUUAGCAAAGAUAAAGACAAAGGAAAGAAGCUGGAUGAUGAGAGCAACAGCCCGACGGUCCCCCAGUCGGCCUUCUUGGGACCCACCUUAUGGGACAAAACCCUUCCCUAUGACGGAGAUACUUUCCAGUUGGAAUACAUGGACCUGGAGGAAUUUCUGUCAGAAAAUGGCAUCCCCCCCAGCCCAUCGCAGCAUGACCACAGCCCUCACCCUUCUGGGUUGCAACCGGCUUCCUCCACUGCACCGUCGGUCAUGGACCUCAGCAGCCGGGCCUCUGCACCCCUCCACCCUGGCAUCCCAUCUCCAAACUGUUUGCAGAACCCUAUCAGACCAGGCCAGCUGUUGCCAGCAAACCGAAAUACACCGAGUCCCAUUGACCCUGAUGCCAUCCAAGUCCCUGUCGGGUAUGAACCAGACCCAGCAGACCUUGCCCUCUCCAGUAUCCCGGGGCAGGAAAUGUUUGACCCUCGCAAACGCAAGUUCUCCGAGGAAGAACUGAAGCCACAGCCCAUGAUUAAGAAAGCCCGCAAAGUCUUCAUUCCUGAUGAUUUGAAGCAGGAUGACAAGUACUGGGCGAGGCGCAGAAAGAACAACAUGGCGGCCAAGCGCUCCCGUGAUGCCCGGCGGCUGAAGGAGAACCAGAUUGCAAUCCGGGCCUCGUUCCUGGAGAAGGAGAACUCGGCCCUCCGCCAGGAGGUGGCUGAUUUAAGGAAGGAGCUGGGCAAAUGCAAGAACAUACUUGCCAAGUACGAGGCCAGGCACGGGCCCCUGUAGGAUGGCAUUUUUGUGGGCUGGCUUUUGAAUAGAUGGACAGCUUGUUUCCUGUCUGGUAGCACCACACCCAAACCAACCUUUCCGACAUCAGCACUUUACCAGAGGCAUAAACGCAACUGACUCAUAUUUCGGUGUGCAUCUGUGUGUAUGUGUACACAAGCUUAGGGUCCCGUGUGUGGUCAGCGGUGUGCAUGUGUGCGUGUGUGUAUUCCUUCCCCACUUGCCACUGAAAGGUAGUCCUCUUGUUGUCUUUUAGUUCCGAACAAGAAAGGUGCCAUGUCUUUAUUAGACUCUGGAGACCCCUGUGGGGUUUCCUCCCCUUCCUUCUCCACUCCGGUCCCUUUCCCUCCUGGCUUCAUGUUCCAGCAGAUUUAACUUUUCCAGGGUCUGAGUGGCUUUAGGAAGCAGGGCCCUGGUAAAGUGGUGGAUCUCAGUUAUCCAGAACAUAAGCUCUUGUUUCUGUUUCAACCAUGAGUUACCACGCUAAAAAGGUGCACAACAAACCCUAGCACUACGCAGCAGCUGAAUUCCUUCAUAGGUUGCCUGCUCUCUCCCUCCUCCCUCCCUCCCGCCUUUUUCUCUCUCCUAUCUUUUCUGGUUUUCCUUUCUGUUUUGGUGAUGAUUGUCUUCACAUUUAAAGUGCUGUUUAGAUUGAGUAGUUCCCGUAUUUACUUACUGCUACCUACUAAGUUUCCUUUUAAUUCUACCAACCCCAGAUAAGUAAGUACCAUUAUAGAACACAGAGUGUGUUUUGCACUGUCUGUACCUAAAGCAAUAAUCCUAGUGUACGAUAGAGCAUGCUGCCUGAGUAUUACUACUAGUGGACGUAGGAAAAUUUCCAUACCUAGGAAUUUCAUUGUCUUUUAAAAAAACAAAACAAACAAAAAAAAAAUCAAAAUUAAAGUAAUGCAUUUGCGCAUGACCAGAAUAUUCUCAGGACAGGGAAGCAGAGGGCAACGGGAAGCCUAAGACUGAGGGGUUGACUUAUCGGUAUGUAAGCCAAAAAAUAACGCAUCUUGGAGAGAAGCCUUUGCCAUGGAUGUGCUUCGUUUUGCUGUCUCCCUCCUCCCACACCCAGCCCACUUCUACUUUUCUUGUAAACUUUUUCCAUUUCCCUCUUGAUACUCAAAACGAUUGAGUUACUUAAGAUUCAGUUCACCCACUUUCUUUUUGUAAUAUGUAUUUUUUGGGGAGGAUAGUUUUCUGUUUUUAGAACUCAGUUAACUAAGUUAAAAAGUUGAUGUUUUUGUAAAGCCCCCUCCCCCCCUGUGGUGUCCUCUUUGAAUGCCUCACAAAUUACUGAUUCUGGAGCCUGCGUUUCUCACCCUCUGUUUGCUUUUGAACAUAUGUGCGCCUAUCAAGUGGACUUCUGAAAAAUGAAUGUAAAAGACACUGGUGUAUCUCAGAAGGGGAUGGUGUUGUCACAAACUGUGGUUUAUCCAAUCAAUUUAAAUGUUUACUAUAGACCAAAAGGAGAGAUUAUUAAAUUGUUUAAUGUUUAUACAGAGUAAUUAUAGGAAGUUCUUUUUUUGUACAGUAUUUUUCAGAUAUAAAUACUGACAAUGUAUUUUGGAAGACAUAUAUUAUAUAUAGAAAAGAGAAAAAAAAGGAAAACUAUUCCAUGUUUUAAAAUUAUAUAGCAAAGAUAUAUAUUCAAUGCUGUUCAGAGGAGUGCGUGGGGGUUUUUGAAGUCUUUAAUAUUUUAAACCUAUUACUGACACAUCAGCAUGUUUUCUGCUUAAAAUUAAAAUUUUAUGACAAUAUUGAGGCUUGCUGUGACGAAUCCUGCUCCAACGCUUUCUUGUUUCUUAUUAGGUCUCAUAAGGAAGUCAGUUAACGUCACCCAAAAGCACAAAAUGGGUUUUAGUCAAAUAUUUAUUGGAUGAUACAGUGUUUUUUUAGGAAAAGCAUCUGCCACAUAAAUGUUCACUUCAAAAUUCUGAGUUGCUGGAUUGGAGUGUUGUUGCCAGGGCCCUAAACGAUUUUGUUCUCUUUUGGCUUGUGCAUCUCAUGCAGUGUAAGGUUGACCUCCUCGGUGCUAUGUGUAUGGCUUAUAAUUUGAUAGAUGUUUUGACUAUAAAGAUGGCUGUUCUUUUGUUUCACUGACUUGUAUAAUGUCGAGAGAAUCUGCUGUUUCUCCAAAGGCACAUUUUGUGCUUGAUUAAAAUCCCCUUUCAUCCAUGGAUGUUUUCCAGUUUUCUGCCUCUGAAUUCUCUGCAGAUCUGGUGGUCCCUUUCCAUUCAUCAGCUACCCUUCUGUCUAGUGUCAGAGUUCUAGAAAAUGAGACUUUUAGGAUUUCUUCCCAGGUACCUGUUUUGUUCCAAGCCAUAGAUAAUAUCGAGAGAUGAGAGAGUAUGAGAUUUCAAUACAUUUUUCAAGUCAACUACCAAUAAAAAAAAAUACUUUGACAAUCUUAAAAGGAACUAAAUAAGAGAUGAUUCAGUAAUAGCCAUGAGAUGACAAAGCAUUGGUCUUUUUGAAGAUAAAGAAGCUAAUUGCAGAACUGUUCAUUGACAGUAUUCAUCAGAGCAAAGAUGAGUAUAUUUAAACUUAAGUAGAGAAGUGUUGAAGUGUUGUAUCGUGGACCAUCCAGAUUCAUGGAACUGUUAAGUGGUAACUGGCAGAAAAGCAUACCUGGUCUUUCUUGGAAUUGUUUGUACCAAAUGAACAUUACAAAUGUUUUCUGCAGAAGACAUAAAAAGAUCAUAAUACAAGUUAUUCUUUUGUAUGCCAGGAAAGGUUUUAGAAACCUACCUCAUUAAAAACAAAACAAAACAACCACAACAACAAUUUGAAGUCUCCACAGGUGCCUUAUAUGUAGUUCAUUGUCACCCCUCCUUCCCCAGGCUGACUUUUGUCUGUCCAUAGACAUUAACUAGAUGAAGCAAUGCUGUUCAAUGUCCCGAGAAGCUAGGACCCGGGGUCAAAUGAUUGCAGCAGAUCACGGCCAUUAGGAAAUUCUGUUUUCAACUCUCACCAUUUCAACCUAGGCAUCUUUCAGUGAUUAUUUGGCCAUGAAAAAAAUGCAUCCAAACUGUAGCAUGUCAGCCAUUUAGACAUAAUUUGGAAUGAGCAGCAUAGCACUUCCUUAUCAGGCCAUGCCAUCUCAUUUUUCAACUAUUAUCAAAGAAAGUAAAAAACAAAACCAAAAAUGAAUCAGUGUGUCUCUCUGCUCAUGCUACCUUGAGAGGAUAGGAGGGCUAUAAAUGAUCAUCUCUGACUCUAGAGGAAGUGGCACUUUGGACCAUUCAUGAACCACACAGGCAUGGCUGGGCUAAGCCUUUGUCUCUAAAUGUAAUGGGCCUCUAAGGAACCAUCUCUCAAAGCACAAGGACUCUGUGUCUGAGAACAUCGUGAUGGAAUCAGUCACUGGGUGAAUGGGAAGCUAUAUUAGAGAACCCUGAGGUUCUUUCUAGCCCAUUAGCUUAGUGUGGGAAUUUACAUUAAUUCUAAAUACACCUUCAAAAUGUCCGCAGCCUUGUUUUUGGAAGAGCUUGGAGGCAGGGUGUAGAUGGCAACUUCCCUCCCACCCAAGGGUGAAGCAACUGCCCUUGUGCAAGUUGGACUCUGAUGUUUCUAAGAGUUCAUCUAUUUUUGUCCUUGUUCCUUUGAGGAAAAACUCCAACUUUGUCAGAGUUAAUUAUGAGAUCCCCAGGCAGUGGCCAACUGGAUUGUAUGUGGCCUGUCCAUAGGCCAGUAUUUAACUUUGAGGUGGGUUCCCUGUAGCUGACUGAGCUGAGGUGUGAUGCCCUCCCUGUGGUAAAUGCCUUCAGCUUUGGUUCUGAAGUUGCUUGUUUCCUGCUGAGGACUCCUGAGUACAUCCCUCUGGUGAAGCUAGAUUCAACCCCACGUGUUUGGCAAAAUCAGUGUCAUUAACAAAUGGACAAAACAUAGGGCUCGACAGAUUGAAAUUUCAGUAACUAUAGCCGAUGCAUUUUUGCCGAAAAAUGUAUGCAAGGUAAUGUGUGUUUAUGUAUGGAUAUUUAAGUGGAGACAUUAAAUCUGUAAAAAUUUUAGCACCUCACCAGACUUAAUAAUUAGCGAUUAUCCUUUUGGCAACACCACACAGACUGCAUCUGUUAAACAGGUUCAAGUUAGCUGGAGGGUAGUGUACCUGUACACCAUGAUGUUGGUGGUACUUAUGCUGUCAAGUCCAAACCUUUAUUUGUUCUUCUAAAUGUUUAAUAAACUGACUUUUUUUCCUUU